AUGCCGCCACCUAAGCGCAAGGUUCUCGCUACGAUAGACAGCACCAUCACGCCGCCUGACGAGCUCCCUCCCAAUCACUUCAUCGCGCGCAUCACCAAGGCCGAAGGGAAGAAUCUCUACUCCGCCGAGCUUCCAGACGGGAAGCCUGUUCUCGCGGAACUUGAGCCCAAGUUUCGGUCAACGGUAUGGAUAAAGCGGGGUAGCUACGUAGUGGUGGACACAUCUGCGCUGGCAGAUAGGGAUAAUAAGCUGGAUGGGGAGAUUGUCAACAUAGUCAGGGACGAGAAGGCGUGGAGGAAGAUGAGCUACUGGUAUGAACAUGGGUAUCAUAGGUUGCUAUGUGUACAGGAUGCUGACAUGGUGUUACAGGCCCCAAGAAUUCGCCAAGAAAUCCACAUACGUCGAGGACAGCGACGAGGAAGAAUCUACCGUUGGCAAGAUGCCGCCUACAGACUCGGAUGA
Bipolaris maydis ATCC 48331 is the source of this 462-nucleotide messenger RNA. RefSeq lists its product as uncharacterized. Gene Ontology annotation, molecular function: RNA binding; translation initiation factor activity. Lineage: Eukaryota; Fungi; Ascomycota; Dothideomycetes; Pleosporales; Pleosporaceae. Gene Ontology annotation, cellular component: nucleus. The record is from RefSeq and is a predicted model, not a curated record. Gene Ontology annotation, biological process: translational initiation.